Austrofundulus limnaeus is the source of this 1726-nucleotide messenger RNA. It is a transcript of the gene arl6ip4, whose product is annotated as ADP-ribosylation factor-like 6 interacting protein 4. The record is from RefSeq and is a predicted model, not a curated record. Bases 220 to 936 code for a protein of 238 amino acids. The transcript has 5 exons. NCBI's taxonomy places the organism in Eukaryota, Metazoa, Chordata, Actinopteri, Cyprinodontiformes, Rivulidae.
UGAUAGUUCUGAUACUUGAAUUAAUAAGAGUAAUGCAUAGAGGUAAAUAACACUAUUUUAGGAUGAUGUCAUUGUUCAAGCGCAURGGCCGGAACCAGGAACCUUUGUUGUGUUCCGCGGCCGAGUUUGCUGGCGGACACGUUUCCGGUAAUGAGCAUCCGGGUUUCCGUCGUUUCUUCAAAACAAUCUUUGGAAGCUUGAACCACUUUUUCUUCAGUGAUGGACCGCAGCAGGUCACCGGACAGAGCUGGAGGAGAGAAAAAACACAAUAAAAAGAAACGGAAACGAUCUUCUUCUUCAUCCUCCUCCUCAUCAUCGACCUCCUCCUCCAGCAGCAGAGGCAGAUCCUCUUCAAAGAAAAAAUCUCACAGAAAGAAAGAUGGGCAGAGAAAGAAACGCAGAACUCGCUCUUCUUCUUCAUCGUCCACCUCUUCUUCCGCCUCCUCUUCUUCCUCGUCGUCUUCAUCCUCCAGAGACGAGAGGAGAAAGAAGAAGAAGAGCAAAGCCAAGAAGAAGAAGAAGAAGAAGCUGAAGAAGCAAAAAGCGAAGCUGAAGAAGCAGAAGAAAAAGGAGAAGAAGUUGAAGAAGAAGCUGCAGAAGGAUGCAGAGGAGCUCCAGAAAGCAGCGGAGAAACCUCCAUCCUUCCUGGAGAUGUGGCAGAACGAUGAGGAGGCAGAGGAGCUCGGGCCAGUCAUGACCGACGAGCAGAAGGCCCGACUCUCCACUAAGAGGCCUCUCACCAAAGAGGAGUACGAGGCCCGGCAGAGUGUGAUCCGCAAGGUGGUGGACCCUGAAACAGGACGGACCAGGCUGGUGAGAGGAGAGGGAGAGAUCAUUGAGGAGAUAGUCAGUCGAGACAGACACAAAGAGAUGAAUAAGCAAGCUACAAAGGGAGAUGGGAACGCYUUCCAGAGAAAACUGGGACUCAACAAAUAGAAAUCAACACCGUUUCAUUAUUACAACCUGUGGCCAAAAUGGCUGAAAUGUUUAAAAACUGAACAAAAUGUUUGGUUGUAAUGAGUCAACGAGGAGCUGAAGAAGCAACAACUUUAUACAACAACAGUUAAUUUAUGUUUACUUUGAUUUCUCUGUGUUAAUGUUUCAAAAAUAUUUCAGAUGUUUGAUUAAGGUUUUGAACCGGAUUGACUGUAAACAUUAAAAUGUUGUCAUUUAUUAUCAGCAUGUAGAUAUAGUUUAAUUAAUGUAAAACACAAAGUCAGAUCAAGUCUUCAUUUUCCCUAAACAAAUUUUACACAAAGGCUAAAAAUGAAAAAUUUGUCUAACGUCUCCUUUGCACUGGGCAAAAAUCUUUUCUCUCCAUGAUAAGAUCAUCUUGUAAUUUUUAGUGUUCUGUAGGCUGUUGUGUUUUUGAGGCCUGUCACUUCCUCUUCAGCAGAGAUACGGUAGAUUGUCAGACAGAAAAAUCUGAUGGAAAAAUAAAAUAAAAACCUCAAGUUUGAACAACUAUUUGGGGAAAGAAUAAUUGGACAAAGGAAGAGUGGAGAACCAGAUGUCAAGACCUGAACCAGGCCCUGCUGUAAUGAGGACUUUGAGGACCCGGUGGCUCCAACUCCCUCCAUCUUAAAUCAUUUCCGGUCUCAAUCAAACACAUCUUUAAAACGAAGCCGAAUCGCAGUUUUCAAAAUGUGCAUAGGUCGACGUUUCCUAGUUUUUCACAUCUUUUUACUAUGUUCAUAAAAUUUACAAAUAAAAAUAUAAAACAAAA